Molecule: messenger RNA, 309 nt
Organism: Ilex paraguariensis (yerba mate)
Lineage: Eukaryota; Viridiplantae; Streptophyta; Magnoliopsida; Aquifoliales; Aquifoliaceae
Source: the annotation of a GenBank genome assembly
AUGGUAAGUGAUGGAAUAUUUCCAAGCCAUCAGCAGAAAAUGACACAUGUUCACAGCACCAGAGCUCCUCAGGGUGCUGGAAUUGUGACACGUGUCCUCGACACCAAAGUUCUUAAGAGUUCUGGAAUUACGACACGUGUACUUGACUCUAGAGUUCCUCGUUUCCAUCCGAUGGUAACACACGUCCUUGGCACUAGUGGUUCUACCGAGUCCUGCAAACGACACGUGUCCUCUUCAUAUACCCCUCGGAGUGCUCAGAUUGUGACACGUAUCCUUGAUUCAAUUCCCCUCGACACCGUAUGCGAUUGA